Paramecium sonneborni is the source of this 1609-nucleotide messenger RNA. NCBI's taxonomy places the organism in Eukaryota, Ciliophora, Oligohymenophorea, Peniculida, Parameciidae. The record is from the annotation of a GenBank genome assembly.
AUGGAAAUAAAAUAUAAAUUACCUCCUCUUCCAGCUAAUAUUGUUGAUAUAUACAACAAGAUGACAAAAUAAAGAAAACAAUUUUAUAAAAGAUAGGCAUCACAAAUGUCAACAUUAUGCAAAUUAUUAAAAGUUUCUGUAGGAACAGUUGUGUUAGCAUUUCCUGAAGGAUUUAAAAAAGUGCACAUUGCAGGUGGAGUUUUGGUAUUAGUAAUUUGUGGAUUACUGCAAUAUUAUUCUUGGACUUUACUUAUACGAGUAAUAGAAGAAAAGGCAGAAAUAAAGAGAAAAGAAGAAUAAGAAAAAUAAUAGGCUUAAGCUCAAAAUAACUCUUAAGUCAUGGAAAUAGAGAUGGUAAAUUAAUAAAAAGCUUAAAUAUAAUCAGAAAGAUCCUUAUCAGAAGUUGGUAAAUAAGAGGAAGAAUUUGAAGAAAUAAUAGGAGAAGAUAUUAUAGAUGAUAUAGAAGAUGAAGAUAAUAAAAAAAUAAGAUAAGAAGAAGAAGAGUUUCAUAAAUAAGCUAACAAUCCUUUAGCUAAAAAGACAAUAAAAUUUGAGAAAAUGAAUAUGAUGGGUGUUAUGCUUGUGAUAGAACCAAAUAGUAGAAUAUUAGUCAUUAUAUCUAAAAUAAUGACAAUACUUUUAUUUUAUGGUCAAGCACUAAGCUUAUUAAUAUUCUGUAAAUAAACAUUUGAUUAGAUAAUACCUAAUUUUGCUGAUAAUUCAUUAAAUACUUUAUAUUUAGCAUUUGGCACAAUAGGUGUUAUUAUGGCUUUUUCUUUUAUUACAAGAAUGGAGACUCUAAAAUAAACAACAAAUAUUGGUUCCUAUUUGGUAUUUAUUGUUAUGUAUUUCUUUACUUGUGUAUGUCUAUAUUAAAUCAAGAAUUCUGGAUCUUCAGACAAUAAUCCUAAUAUUGAUUAUGGAAUCAAAUUUAGUGAGCUUCCAUUUUUUUUUGGGGUUACACUAUAUUCUUAUGAUAUUAAUGGUAUUUUAACAGAGAUAAGAGAAGAAAUGAAGCAUCCAGAGCGUUUUCGAAAUAAUCUAGCCUCAUCAAUGUUAAUUUGUUGUGUAAUUUAUACAUUAUUUGGAGUAUGUGGAUAUUUAGCAUUUGGAGAUUCCACUUAAGAAUUAAUAACAUCAAAUUUAUUGAAUGUAGUUUCAGAAAUUGGAUUAGGGAUUUUAAAUGCCUUUUAUGCGUUAUAAAUAAUGUAUGCAUUGUCGAUGAUUUAGACAAUUUUAUUAUAAAAUGUUGUAUGUAUUAGAUUAAUGGAAGAAUUGCCGUAUGACUUUUAGAAAUCUGAAGUGAAACCAAAUUUGAAUAUUUGGUUGAAAUUAGGAAUUAGAAUAAUAUAUGUCUCUGCAUGUGUGGUAAUAAAAUAAUAAUAUUUAUAAGUUUGGAGGAUAUUAUUUGAUAAACUUUAGUACAAUAAUAUCAUUACUUGGUUGUAUUCCAUCUGUAUAUUUGGGAUUUGUGAUGCCUUAUUAUUUAUUUAAAAAAGUCUUCAGAAGAUAGAAGCUUUAUAUAGAAAUAUUAAAUGGGACAGUACUUUUUUUAGGAGUGGCAGGCGCUAUUUUAGGAAUAAUUCAAAUAUUUGGUGCUUUGUAUUGA